Messenger RNA from Acaulospora colombiana, 561 nucleotides. Lineage: Eukaryota; Fungi; Glomeromycota; Glomeromycetes; Diversisporales; Acaulosporaceae. The record is from the annotation of a GenBank genome assembly.
AUGAAUGAUUUAAAUAAUGUGCCAGAUACGGAGGACACUGAAGAUAUGGAAGAUAUGGGGAAUGCUAUAGACGAUGAUGAAAAUAUGACUCAUCAGAGGAAAGAAAAGAAAAUUGUAAAGAGCGAAUUCAAGCACGAAGAACUACGAGAAAUCGGUUCACUGGCAAUAUUUUCACUUUCAAGCUGGAAGGCCGGUAAUGGCGUUGAAAACUUGCGAGAUAAUAACUUGAUGACAUUUUGGCAAUCAGAUGGCACUCUACCCCACCUCGUCAAUAUUCAAUUUCCUAAAAAGGUUUCCGUGGUGCAAAUUUCACUUUGGAUUGAUUACAAGAAUGACGAAAGUUAUACGCCAAAUAAGAUAGUUGUUAAGGCUGGAACAAAUUUUGGGGACUUACAAGACUUGCGGACAGUUGAACUGGAAGAUCCUUACGGAUGGGUUGAUAUUCAACUAAGUGGGGACCAUACAUUAACUUUGAAAAGUCCUGCUUUCGGUAAUGAUGAUUCUGAUGACGAUAUACCAUUUUCUACAUUGGAGUUUGCAAUGCAUGAAACCAUACGAUAA